Messenger RNA from Corythoichthys intestinalis (scribbled pipefish), 1307 nucleotides. RefSeq names its product COP9 signalosome subunit 6 (gene cops6). The transcript is spliced from 9 exons. The record is from RefSeq and is a predicted model, not a curated record. Bases 40 to 933 code for a protein of 297 amino acids. NCBI's taxonomy places the organism in Eukaryota, Metazoa, Chordata, Actinopteri, Syngnathiformes, Syngnathidae. Gene Ontology annotation, biological process: protein deneddylation. Gene Ontology annotation, molecular function: metallopeptidase activity; protein binding. Gene Ontology annotation, cellular component: COP9 signalosome.
UUUGCUUGUCCUGCUCUAUCUCCAGCCAGCCCCAGUGUUAUGGCCUCCGGCAUGACCGGCAGCGUCUCGGUGGCCUUGCAUCCUUUGGUCAUCCUCAACAUAUCAGACCACUGGAUACGCAUCCGCUCACAGGAGGGACGACCAAUGCAAGUGAUCGGCGCGCUCAUCGGUAAGCAGGAAGGCCGAAACAUCGAGGUGAUGAACUCCUUUGAGCUUCUUUCACACACGACGGACGACAAAGUGCACAUCGACAAGGAGUACUACUACACAAAGGAGGAGCAGUUCAAGCAGGUGUUCAAAGACAUGGAGUUCUUGGGUUGGUACACCACAGGUGGUCCCCCGGAUUCGUCUGAUAUCCACAUUCACAAGCAGGUGUGUGAGAUCAUCGAGAGUCCGCUCUUCCUCAAGCUUAACCCAAUGACCAAGCACACCGAUCUUCCUGUUAGCGUUUUUGAAUCAGUCAUUGACAUCAUCAGUGGCGAGGCCACCAUGUUGUUCGCCGAGCUGAACUACACUCUCGCCACGGAGGAGGCUGAGAGGAUCGGAGUGGACCACGUGGCCCGCAUGACGGCCACCGGAACGGGCGAGAACUCCACCGUUGCCGAGCACCUCAUCGCCCAGCACAGCGCCAUCAAGAUGUUGCACAGUCGCGUCAAGAUCAUUCUAGAGUACGUCAAAGCGGUGGAAACGGGAGAGGUUCCCUUCAACCACGAAAUCCUGCGAGAAGCGAAUGCGUUGUGCCACAGACUGCCAGUCCUCAGCACGAUUAAAUUCAAAACGGACUUUUACGACCAAUGCAACGACGUGGGUCUUAUGGCCUACUUAGGCACCAUCACAAAGUCGUGCAACAGCAUGAACCAGUUCAUCAACAAGUUCAACGUCCUGUACGACCGACAGGGCAUCGGCCGUAGGAUGAGAGGACUUUUCUUCUGAGGCGCCAACACGGAAGAGUUUUUUUUUGUUUGUUUGUUUUAGUGGGAGGUCGGCGUCAAGUCGCUGCUCAAGCCACCGCAGCUUUUCAACCCUGCUUCGAGGUGUAGCCCAAGCACUUAGCGACACCAGUGAACAGAGGCUGUUGUUUACCACUGGACAUGAACAUAUUUUAUUUACACCUUGUUUUAUUGUAAUUUGAUCAUUCUGUACGUAAUAAAAGAAUUACUGUUUGUUUUUCCACGCGACUGCUGGAUCCCUUCAGAGAGCCGUACCCGUUUUCUAACACGUCAACGUUAUUUUUUAAAAACGGGCUCAUUAAAAGUACAUUUUUUUUCAAAUUGUAAAUGUUAUUUUCUGUUUGAAGUCGUCUUCCC